Aspergillus ochraceoroseus IBT 24754 is the source of this 543-nucleotide messenger RNA. RefSeq names its product F1F0 ATP synthase subunit delta. The coding region runs from base 1 to 543 and encodes 180 amino acids. Lineage: Eukaryota; Fungi; Ascomycota; Eurotiomycetes; Eurotiales; Aspergillaceae. The transcript is spliced from 6 exons. Gene Ontology annotation, molecular function: proton-transporting ATP synthase activity, rotational mechanism. Gene Ontology annotation, biological process: proton motive force-driven ATP synthesis. The record is from RefSeq and is a predicted model, not a curated record.
AUGAGCUCUCUUCGUUUCGCUCGCUCUGCCCUGAGGGCCCGUCCCUCUGCCAUUCGCGUCCCUGUCCAGCGCAGAGGUUACGCCGAGGCCGUCUCUGACAAGAUCAAGCUUUCGCUUGUGCUUCCUCACCAGACCAUUUUCCGCUCCACCGGCGCCAACCCAUCCGUCACUACGCCCCUACUGACCAGUUAUGCCUCCAGUGUCCAGGUCAACAUUCCCGCCGAGUCCGGAGAGAUGGGUGUCCUCGCCAACCACGUCCCCUCCAUCGAGCAGCUCAAGCCCGGUCUUGUUGAGAUCGUUGAGGAGGGCGGUGCCAGCAAGAAGUUUUUCCUCUCCGGUGGAUUUGCUGUCGUCCAGCCCGACUCCCAGCUGAGCAUCAACGCUGUCGAAGGCUUCCCCCUUGAGGAUUUCAGCGCUGAGAACGUCCGGUCCCAGAUCGCUGAGGCCCAGAAGAUUGCUAGCGGCAACGGCAGCGAGCAGGACAUUGCUGAGGCUAAGAUUGAGCUUGAGGUUCUGGAGACCCUGCAGGCUGUUCUGAAAUAG